AUGUCCUACCACUGUCUCUCCCCACUCGCCCUUUUAGCAUGGUUUAUCCUGCCGUUUCACACACCUGUACACAGUAAUCUAUACACACACUGCAUCAACAAGGCCGUCGCUGCCGCUGCCGCCGCCGUCUCCGAAGAUUUUCUCUGUCUACGCCAUACUUCCAGACUGGGAGGUCUUCAUUCUAGAAUCCUACUUGGUCUGUACAAACGCACACGUGGGAUGGAGAAAGAGUGCUAUCUGUCAGGUGGACGUAAAUGGCCAAACGGACUACUGCAACAAUAG
Molecule: messenger RNA, 282 nt
Organism: Protopolystoma xenopodis
Lineage: Eukaryota; Metazoa; Platyhelminthes; Monogenea; Polystomatidea; Polystomatidae
Source: the annotation of a GenBank genome assembly